Messenger RNA from Trichoderma citrinoviride, 1896 nucleotides. RefSeq names its product protein phosphatase 2A regulatory B subunit. The coding region runs from base 1 to 1896 and encodes 631 amino acids. Gene Ontology annotation, biological process: signal transduction. The record is from RefSeq and is a predicted model, not a curated record. The transcript has 6 exons. Gene Ontology annotation, cellular component: protein phosphatase type 2A complex. Lineage: Eukaryota; Fungi; Ascomycota; Sordariomycetes; Hypocreales; Hypocreaceae. Gene Ontology annotation, molecular function: protein phosphatase regulator activity.
AUGAAGCGAUUCAGCCAGAGAGUGCUCUCGCGAGGCAAAGAUGCCACCAAGUCCUCCAAGAAGAAUAAGGAUUCCAAGGAUGGAACUUCGUCCCCCUCGUCCCGAGACUCCAACCAGUCGCCGAAUCUGACCCCGUCGUCGUCGACAUCGACCCUCAACGACCUCCGCAACAAGCCGCUGCCGCAAGGCACAGGCCAUGGCAAUGAUCACGGCGGUGCCGGCCAGCCCUCCGGCCCUGCUGGCGGGCCUCCCACUGUCGUCAUCAGCCCGACACCUGGUCACAUCCCUCCGCCUGGUGCCACCGAGACGAUGCCCCAUGAGCUGGCACCCCCCAAGGCUGGCCAGAAGUCACUCAUGAUCAACCGCAUGGACAACCGAGAUGCCAUUCCGGAGGGUUUGCGGACGCCGAAGCGACAGCACUCCUCCCGGUUCGACAUCUCCGCCCACCGCGAGCUGGAAAAGCUCCCGGGCUUCCACGAAGUGCCGCCUAACAGGCGCCAGGAGCUGUUUAUGCAGAAGAUUGAUCAGUGCAACGUCAUCUUUGACUUCAAUGACGCUAGCGGUGACAUGAAGGCCAAGGAGAUCAAGCGGCUAGCUCUUCACGAGCUGCUGGACUACGUUGCCAACAAUAGGCAGGUUAUCACGGAGCCCAUGUAUCCCAGAGUCGUCGACAUGUUCAGCAAGAAUCUUUUCAGACCAAUCCCGCCACCGCUGAACCCCCAAGGCGAGGCUUUCGAUCCGGAGGAGGACGAGCCCGUUCUGGAGGUCGCCUGGCCGCACAUUCAGGUCGUCUACGAAUUCUUCUUGCGCUUCAUCGAAAGCCAAGACUUCAACACUAACAUUGCUAAAGCCUACAUCGACCACAGCUUUGUGCUGCAGCUGCUGGAUCUUUUUGAUUCUGAGGACCCUAGAGAGCGAGACUUUUUGAAGACGACACUGCACCGCAUCUACGGCAAAUUCCUCAACCUGCGGUCGUUCAUCAGGCGGUCAAUCAACAACGUCUUCUUCCAGUUCACCUACGAAACCGAGAGGUUCAACGGCAUCGCCGAGCUUUUGGAGAUUUUGGGCUCCAUUAUCAAUGGUUUCGCCUUGCCUCUGAAGGAGGAGCACAAGAUCUUCUUGACGCGAGUUCUGCUGCCCCUGCACAAGCCCAAGAGCCUGAGCAUGUACCACCCCCAGCUCGCAUAUUGUAUUGUCCAGUUCCUGGAAAAGGAUGCAUCCCUCACCGAAGAUGUGGUUCUCGGGCUGCUACGCUACUGGCCAAAGGUGAACAGCACCAAGGAAGUCAUGUUCCUAAACGAGGUUGAAGACAUCUUUGAAGUCAUGGACCCGGCCGAAUUCGCCAAGGUCCAGGAGCCUCUGUUCCACCAGCUUGCUAAGUCCGUGGCCAGCCCUCACUUCCAGGUCGCAGAGCGGGCGUUGUACUUCUGGAACAACGAAUACUUUUGUAAUCUUGUCAGUGACAAUGUGGAGAUUAUCCUCCCCAUCAUGUUUGCGCCUCUCUACGAGAACUCUAAGGGUCACUGGAAUAGAACAAUUCACGGCAUGGUUUACAACGCAAUGAAGCUUUUCAUGGAGAUUAACCCUCAGCUCUUUGACGAUUGUUCCCAUGACUAUACGGAGCAGCAGAACAGCGCAGCCGCUCGAGAAGCACUGCGGGAGCGAAAAUGGGCCGCCCUAUCCCAACAAGCCGAGGAGCGGAGAGCGUCCAUGGGGCUCAGCUCCGGUGCGGCGCCUGGAAGGGCUCAGGGAGGGCACCUCCCGCCAUUGGCAGAGGUUGAUCCCGCCGCUGAAGACAACCAGAAGCGCCUCGACUCGCUAAAGCUCCAAGAUGCCACCAGUCAACAAAACACCCAUGAGCGACAAGCCUCGGUAGGGUCUACUCGCAGCAGAUAA